CUUAUUAACAAGGAUUCAAAUCCUAGCGCAGCUCAGCCUCCACAAUUCUGCCACAUGGCCAAUUACGGAAAACAACCAUAUUUUUUCAUGGAAGUGACCUUGCUUACUGAUACGAUGAUUAGUGGUUUAAAAUAUAUAACUCAUUCUUUAGGAGGGAAGAUGGCCGUCACAAAUAAUGCAUACAGUAUUGGAAAGGGGAAGAAGGUAAUUAAUUUGGAGCGAACAAGGUCUGUUGAUAUGCUGGAAAACGCUAGCUCCCCAAGUGAUGUGGCAGAAAGAAGGAUUGUGAGCCACCAAUCUGUACAUUCUCUUGAACAUGUUGUUCGCCCCAUCUUCUGUAGAGACUUCGAAGGAGAAAACAACCUUAUUGAUAUACCAUUGGACUGGAACAAAUUGGAUUCGGAAGUAGAAAAGAAGGGAAUGGAGGAGGUGGAUAUUCAGAUGAUGAGAGUGCAAAGCCUAUCUGAGGCGGGCAUAGCAGAGGUGCCCACCCAAUAUAUCCAGCCCCCUCAGAACCGACCGCCCGUUAAUGAUCACCUCAAAUUAAUAGAUAAUAAUGUCCCGCUGAUUGAUGUCUUUGGAUUCGAGGAUUCAGAGCACAGAGAUUCGGUUCGUAAACUAAUCGGUGAUGCCUGCAGUCAAUGGGGAGCCUUCCACAUCACCAAUCAUGGAGUUCCAAUUGAAUUAUUGGACCAGGUUAGGAGUGUAGGCUUAUCCUUCUUCAAAGAUUGCCCGGUUGAAGAAAAGCUCAAGUAUGCCUGCGAUCCCAGUUCUCCUGCAUCUCAGGGUUAUGGCUCUAAAAUGCUGCGCCCUGAAGCUGAAGCUGAAACUUCAACUGUUUUGGACUGGAGGGACUACUUUGAUCACCAUACCCUACCACUCUCUCGCCGCGACCCUUCUCGCUGGCCUCACUUCCCUUCAAAUUACAGGCAAGUUGUUGCCCAUUAUAGUGAUAAGCUCAAAAUGGUCGCACAGAAGCUGUUGGGCCUCAUAUCAGAGUCUCUGGGACUGCCAACUUCUUGCAUUGAGGAUGCUGUUGGGGAAUUCUAUCAAAAUAUUACUAUCAGCUACUACCCUGCUUGUCCUCAACCGCACCUUACGCUGGGUCUUCAGUCUCAUUCUGAUAUGGGUGCCAUUACACUUCUCAUCCAAGACCAUGUUGGGGGUCUUCAGCUUUUCAAAGACUCUCAGUGGAUUACUGUCCCUCCUCAAUCCCAUGCCAUUCUUGUUCUUUUGGCUGACCAAAUUGAGAUUAUAACUAACGGGAAGUAUCGGAGCGCUCAACAUCGAGCUAUUACGAAUUCUAGCAGUCCACGGCUCUCGGUUGCCACAUUUCAUGACCCUGCCAAGAGGGUGAAAAUAUCCCCUGCUCUGGAGCUAAUUAGCAACUCAUCCCCUCCCAAGUACCGCGAAGUUUACUAUGGAGACUAUGUGUCAUCAUGGUAUACCAAAGGCCCAGAAGGGAAACGGAACAUCGAUGCACUCAUCAAUUGUUAG
Dovyalis caffra is the source of this 1497-nucleotide messenger RNA. The record is from the annotation of a GenBank genome assembly. NCBI's taxonomy places the organism in Eukaryota, Viridiplantae, Streptophyta, Magnoliopsida, Malpighiales, Salicaceae.